AUGGUCCUCAAAAUUAACGGGCACCCCUCUUCGACCUGCACCAUGCGUGUCCGCACCGUCCUGGCGGAGAAGGGCCUUGACUAUGAACUUCACACUGUCGAUUUGAUGAAGGGCGAGCAGAAGACCCAGACUUACCUGAAUGAGCUCCAGCCCUUUGGAAAAAUCCCAGUACUGCAGGACACCGAGAACGGUGUGCAAAUCUAUGAAAGCCGAGCAAUUGCUCAGUAUAUCAUCAACAAAUACCGCGGACAGGGAACUGAGCUGGCCCCUCCCGAAUCCGACCUGAAAGCCUGGGCUCUGUACCAGCAGGCCCUGUCCAUCGAGCAAUCCUACUUCGAUCCUGUGGUUUACGGCAUCGCGUACGAGAAGGUCUUUAAAUCUCUCAAGGGUCACGGUGAGACGGACGCGGCCCGCGUCCAGGCCCUUCUGUCACAGCUGGAUUUGGCGCUGCAGGGUUACGAGCGGGUGCUGUCCAAGCAGAAGUAUCUGGCUGGCGACCAGCUUACGUUUGCGGAUCUGGCGCAUCUGCCAUAUGGCGUCUUUGUGGAGCAGUUUGGGUUCGCAGAGUUGAUCCCGAAGUACCCGCAUUUCCAGAAGUGGUGGGAGGAGCUGAAGGCCCGGGAGAGCUGGAAGAAGGUUAAUGCUUAA
Aspergillus clavatus NRRL 1 is the source of this 648-nucleotide messenger RNA. RefSeq names its product glutathione S-transferase family protein. Lineage: Eukaryota; Fungi; Ascomycota; Eurotiomycetes; Eurotiales; Aspergillaceae. The transcript is spliced from 3 exons. Gene Ontology annotation, cellular component: cytoplasm. Gene Ontology annotation, molecular function: glutathione transferase activity; glutathione binding. The record is from RefSeq and is a predicted model, not a curated record. The coding region runs from base 1 to 648 and encodes 215 amino acids.